Hyla sarda is the source of this 4589-nucleotide messenger RNA. It is a transcript of the gene MFSD11, whose product is annotated as major facilitator superfamily domain containing 11. The record is from RefSeq and is a predicted model, not a curated record. The coding region runs from base 1465 to 2817 and encodes 450 amino acids. Lineage: Eukaryota; Metazoa; Chordata; Amphibia; Anura; Hylidae. The transcript has 14 exons.
CCACUCUUCUACACCCCUCUGUCACCCAUGUAAAAAAAAAGAAAAAAAAGUUUGGCGCCUAAUAGGUUUGUUUUUCAGGUUUAACGGUGAAGAAUUGUGUGUGAUAAUGGCGCAGACCAGAUGGAGAAGAGAAGGCAACGAUGCAAAUUAGAAAAGACAUCAUUGGUGAGUUGCUGUGUAAAGCAGCACUUUAAACUACAUACCCACUGAUAAAUAGAUACAGUGUAUUGCGUUUUUUACUGUUUUUUUUUCUUGCUAGUCAACCUCGGUAGCGGUGCCCCAUGGAAAAAAAAAAUUCCGAGGUGUGCCCCGACCCGAAAAAGGUUGGGAAACACUGCCUUAGUAGUUGUGGCCCGGUUGAUCUUUUUUAGUGUUUAUAUCUUUUUUUAAGUGUUUUUAUCUUGGUGUAUUUUCCGCUGUUGUUCUCUCACUCAUCAUUGGGGUAUGUAUCACUUUACUGCUUUGUCAUUCCUUUUGGUGUUUUCAAUGCCUUAGUAGUUGUGGGCGGCCCGGUUGAGCCUUUUUUUUGUGCUUUUAUCUUUGUGUCUUUUCCGUUGUUGUUCUCUAACUUAUCAUUGGGGUGUGCAUCACUUUACUGCUUUGUCUUUGCUUUUGGUGUAUAAGAUGGCUUAGUAGUUGUGGCCCGAUUUAGCCUUUUUAGUGUUAUUAUUUUUGUGUCUUUUCCAUUGUUGUUCUCUAACUUAUAAUUUGGGUUUUGUAAGGACUCACGGUAGUAGGCAGGUAACACAUGGAGGUAGUGGAUCCGCUGGACCUGUGUGGCAGAUAACGCAGGCCGUGGCAGGGAGCGGAGUCUAAGGUGCCGCUGGUUUUCACCAGAGCCCGCCGCAAAGCGGGAUGGUCUUGCUGCGGCAAGCGGCACCCAGGUUGCUACCCCUGGCACGACUCGACCACACAGGCAGCUGAGGUGAUGCAAGGCACAGGAGGAGUUAGGCAAGAAGUGGUCUGGAUAUCAGGAGGUCAGGGCUGGCAGCAGUGGAGCGAGGUCAGGAACGUAGCAGGAGGUCAAUUGGCAGGCAGCACCGGAGCAGGGUUCUGGUCACCGAGCAGAGGGUAAGGACAUGGCAAGGCAAACACAGUAUACGCUUUCACUAAGGCAACAAAGAUCCGGCAGGGGUAUGUGGGAGGUGCCAGUACUUAUAAAAAAAAAAAAGUGCAGGUGCAAGACAUAAUUACAGGCACACUGGCCCUUUAAAUCUGAGAGCUCCAGCACAUGUGCCAGCGAGGUAGGAUGGAGGGGGCAGAAGAGAACGAAGGUAAGUGACGUGCUGGGGUUAGCAUGCGGGCACAUCCCGCGAUGUGAAUCCCGGCCAUGCCGACUGAGGAGGAGAGGGAAGGAAAUCGCUCACGGCCAGCAUGUCUGGCUGGAGCGCUUAAGUAACAGCUGCUGGCUACAAUAUCUCAUCCAGUUUUAUUUACUGCCCCAAUCUGAGAAAUCUUGGAAAAAUGACGCCGGACCAGAAGAAGCUGUUAAACAUCUUCAUCCUGGGCUUCGCUUUUAUGUUUAUGUUCACCGCCUUUCAGACAUGCGGCAACGUAGCGCAAACUGUCAUCUCCAGUCUGAAUAAUACAGAAUUCCAAGGCAGCGGAUAUACCAGCAUGGCCAUUAUAUAUGGAGUGUUCUCUGCAUCCAAUCUUAUAGCUCCGUCCGUGGUUGCUUUGAUCGGUACUCAGUUGUCCAUGUUCCUGAGUGGAAUAUUUUACAGUGCUUAUAUUGCCAUGUUUAUUCAGCCGUUCACAUGGUCAUUUUACACUUUGUCUGUUUUAAUCGGCAUUGCUGCUGCAGUUCUGUGGACUGCUCAGGGGACAUGCUUGACUGUAAAUUCUGACGACAAGUCCAUUGGGAGGAAUAGUGGCAUUUUCUGGGCACUGUUACAGUUCAGUAUGCUUUUUGGAAACCUCUAUAUCUAUGUUGCUUGGAAAGGAGAGGUCACAAUAUCAGAAAGAGACCGCAGGACGGUAUUUAUCGCUCUUACUGUGAUCAGCUUGGUUGGGACAGUCCUAUUUUUUCUCAUCAGGACUCCAAAGCCAAAUGUAUCACAGCUAAAUGAAGAGGAUGAUGGUAGUUCAGAUGUCCUGGAAGGGAGCGCAUCUUCACAAAGUUAUAUGACUAAAGCUCUGGAUGCUUUCACAAGGUCUUUGAGGUUGUCUAUUACAAAAGAAAUGUUGCUGCUGAGCAUAUCCAUGGCAUAUACAGGUUUUGAGCUUACCUUUUACUCUGGUGUGUUUGGCACAUGUAUCGGAGCUAUCAACUGGUUUGGAGCUGAUGCCAAAAGCCUCAUUGGACUUUCAGGAAUAUUUGUUGGACUUGGAGAGGUUUUAGGUGGAGCAGUCUUUGGAUUGCUUAGUAAGAACAGUCGUUUUGGAAGGAAUCCAGUCUUUCUCCUUGGCCUUGUAGUUCAUUUCUUGGCUUUUUACUUGAUAUUCCUAAACAUUCCAAAUGAUGCCCCUGUUGCCUCUCGUGAUGGAACUUACAGUCGUGCUUUUGUAGACCCAAGCAAAGCCCUGGCGAUGUUCACUAGCUUUCUGCUAGGCUUAGGAGAUAGCUGUUUUAACACCCAACUCCUAAGCAUCUUGGGGACCUUAUAUGCAGAUGACAGUGCACCUGCAUUUGCAAUCUUCAAAUUUGUACAGUCCAUCACCGCAGCUGUUGCCUUCUUCUAUAGUAACUACCUCCUUCUGCAAUGGCAGCUGUUAAUCAUGGUGAUAUUUGGGUUCUUUGGCACCAUCUCCUUUUUCUUUGUGGAAUGGGGAGUGGUCAGUUUAGAUCCUCAGGAGACCCGCUAUGGUAGCAUUUGAUUAUGCCAAUCCUGUUCCACGAGGUGCCAACAUCUAUCUGGUACCAGAGGCUUAGAAAAGGAACAAUGAGAUCUGCGCUGGUCGCAGGGCAUUCCCUGGAGCCAGUCUGUGUUCACCUUAACAUUUUUGGACAAUUUGACUACAAUGCACUCUCACAAGUGACAGUAGGGGCAAAGAAAAGUCCCUGUGGGCGCGCUUGUUAGACAUUGCCAGUACAAUAGCUGCUAAAUUCCUUGGCCUGCUGUCCUCUGGGCUCAUUACUGUUGCAUGACAAUUAUAGAAUCUGGAAGGAUCACCAGACAUGCUGAAUACAAUUCUCUGGCCACUGAAUGCCGUUGACUUCUUCACACACUCCUAAUCCUUUAGAUUGUACCAUUUUUAAGCAUUUUUUUUUAAAAGAAUUACUGAUGGUAGUUUUUACUAUAGGAAUUAUUAUAAAGGUGCAUAAUUUGCUAGUGAUCAAUUUCAAGUACUGUGCAAGAGAUUGGUGUUUGUAUAUUUGUGCUAGUGCCAAAUCAGCAUUGCUACAGAAAUACUCAAGGAGGCUUAUAGUCUUUACAUAAUAUUUUUCUCCUUCAUUUGUCCUCUUUUGCCAAAAUGAAUUUUUUUGUAUGGGGCGUAGAAGACAUAGUAUCAAAUGUAGAACCUGGUUGUUAAAGGGAUGUUUCAGGGGCAAUUUUCAAAUGUAGAACCUGGUAGUUAAAGGGAUGUUUCAGGGGAUAUUUUCAAAUGUAGAACCUGGUAGUUCAAAGGAUGUUUCUGGGGCGAUUUUUAAGAUUUAAGCUCAGACCCCUGUACAGAAGAAAAAAAACAUAUACUUACUGUCCUUGUGCCCCCACUGCCCUGGUUAUCUAAGAUAUUAAAACUAAGCUAAUUUCUUUCAAAACGAGUACCACCCCUGUCCUCAGGCUGUGUGGUUUUACAACUUGGCUUGGUUCCCUUCAAUAGAAUUCAGCUGCAAUACCAACCUACAGAUUGUGGAGAAGUGUGGAGAGGUUUGUUUUUGUUUUGUUUUUUAUUAAAGAAAUUAGCUUUGUUUUUCUAAUCCUGGAUGACCCCAUUAACACGGAGCCUGGUCCUGCUCUUCUGCACUACAUUUUGUCUAGGUCAGCCUUAAGGACCUUUCAAUUGAGCCAGUCAGUAGCUGCAGAAGGACACUGCUGCAGCCAUCAAUUGGCUGCAUGGGAAUGUCUUUGUGGUGACACAUCGAAGUGCUGGAACCUGGGUCCAUGUUACAGUGUAUGUCUGUCUUUUACAAGGGUUUGAGUCUAAAUCUUUAUUUUAAAAAAUAUCCCCUGGCAUACUCCUUUUAAGGGGCACAAUUACAGAUUUUGCAUUGGAUACUGGAGCUUUAAGUUGCACUUCUAUAUAAAUACAAGAAAAAGGACUGAAAGAACAAGGAGGGAGUUUUUACUCCUUAAUGUGUCUUCUGUGGAUACCCAAACAGUCAGAAGAAUCAUAAGGCCGCGCUUUCACUGUCUGUAUUCACACUAUAGAUCAGGCAAGCUUUUACUUUUCUGGUCAGAGAAGAGAGUUAAAGGGGUAUUCCAGGCAAAACCUUUUUUUAUACAUAUCAACUGGCUCCUGAAAGUUAAACAGAUUUGUAAAUUACUUCUAUUUAAAAAUAUUAAUCCUUCCAAUAGUUAUUAGCUUCUGAAGUUUUCUGUCUAACUGCUCAAUGAUGAUGUUACGUCCCAGGAGCUGUGCAUGAUGGAAGAAUAUCCCCAUAGGAACUGCACAGCUCCCGGGACGUGAGUCAUCAGAGAGCAGUU